Striga hermonthica is the source of this 883-nucleotide messenger RNA. The record is from the annotation of a GenBank genome assembly. NCBI's taxonomy places the organism in Eukaryota, Viridiplantae, Streptophyta, Magnoliopsida, Lamiales, Orobanchaceae.
UGGCAGAGCUGAUGAGAAUAAAUUACGGCCGACAAAUGUAUUCUGAAGUAGUUUCUCGUGUUCAAGCAUUAUUGAAGGUCGAUCCUUGUAAUUUUGAGUACAUAUUGUUGGCAGUAUUUGAUGGAAAGGAACGAGUUGUGAAGAUGAAAAUCGAAUCCAGUGAGGAUAUCUUAGAGCUGAUUGAAGAACAAAGAAAUCCAAACAUUUACGUGGAGUUAGAGAAGCGAGUAAAUGUAGGGAUUCCGGGGACGGUGCAACAAAGCUUCACGCAAAUGAUGGCGUCCCAAGGUGUAUUUCCGAGUUCUUUUGGUAUUGGUAGUUCUGCAUUUUCCCACGAGGCCCUAUAUUCACAUCAAGCAGGCCCUAGUUCAUUUACACAUACUGGAUAUCCUCGGGGCACUGAUGAUCAAACCUCGGGUUAUUCGAACCAACCAGGUCAUUCUCGUGACGAUGACAAUAAUGAUGACCAAACCAACACGCACAAUGGUGACUCAGGCGACGAAGACAAAGAGGUCAAUGAGAACUCGUGUCCAUUGGCCACCUUGAUACCAAACUUCUUGACUUUGGUGGGUUCUAGCUUUAACUUUUGGGCUAUCCUUUCGUCGAUAAAAUUUAAACUUGAUCCACUGUCCACCAGAACCUCCAAAAAUGUAUCUCUUACUUCGGCCGUGAAUUUGAUCAUCUUAGGACCCCGCUUGUUGCACUUCACCAUAUGCAACCAAGACUCUUCCUGCGGCUUUUCUUCCUCUCGCCCCUCCUCAAUUUCCAACACAAAAAUUUCUUUUCCCUUGCACUUGUGGCCUGGUGUAAAUUUCUCGUUGCACGUAAAACACAAGCCUUUUUCCCUUCGCCUUUGUAUCUCAUCCUCCAUCAGCCGUCCGUA